Molecule: messenger RNA, 1092 nt
Organism: Dermacentor silvarum
Lineage: Eukaryota; Metazoa; Arthropoda; Arachnida; Ixodida; Ixodidae
Product: protein PRRC2C-like
Exons: 6
Coding region: 1-1092 (363 amino acids)
Source: RefSeq, a predicted model, not a curated record
AUGUGCUCAUUUCUGCCACCAGGAAAGGAUGCUGGAAGUGUCAGGAAGCUCAGUAUCGACUCGAGGAUUAUGACGAGCGAAGAGCCAGGCGGCUUCAUCAACUUUUGUUGGACGUCGGUUACGCCAGUCACUGUUAUCGCUUUGCUUUCGGCCAAGCUGAUACAGGGUCCAUUGGGAGAGAAACGGUACCCGCCAUUCGUUGAAGGCGCCAUCUUGUGGUUGGAGGUGGUGCAAGUCAGCUUUAUUCCAGUGUACGCCGUCGUCUUGAUGCUCUGCACUAGACUGAGCCUGCGUGACUGCCUGGUCCCUCUGCCCACGUGGACGCCCGUAAACUGGGAGCUGUCCAUGCUGUACCGGCAGCACCUUGUCGCUGAAGGACUGGACGCACGACAGCUGGAGGAAAAAGAAACAGCAUCGCCGAGCGUGCCAGUUUCGCCCACUCCUUCACCGAGUCGUCCUCUGUCGCCGCUGUUGGAGUCCACGUCGUCGUCGAGCGGUCUACUGGGGACGCACCUGAUCCUGACCACUGAGGCGAAGAUAAGCCCGGCGACCAGCGAUUGGCGGUACGACAGUUCGGACGAGGGCAACGCACAGCCGCCCGUGAAGUGGCGCUCUCCUCCCGAUAAGGUCGUGCCUCGUUCGGGCACCUUCCACAAGUCGCUAAGCCUGAGCGCCGUCUGGCGCGCGGUCAGGUUCAACGCCGCCUCGCCGAAAUCGGCGCGGACGAAGGUGCCAUCUCACGCGCCAUCUCACGCGCCAUCUCCAACUUCCACUCCGCCGCACGCGGCGCUGUUCGUGAGGGACACGUCAGAAGUCCUGGCGACGUUGCCGCUCGUCCCCAGGAGCGACGCGGGACCCACGGCUCCGGCCGUCUCCCCAUCACCACCUUUGCCAGCCAAUCGCGCGGCGCGUGAGGACAGCGAACUUCUUGAAGAAUUACCGGUCGACUCCUACGUCCAGGUCCAGGCUGAUCGCGCGCCGGGAAUUCCCCAGCAGAUACAGCCACCUCCGCAGGUACUACCCUCGUCGUGUGGACAGUUACCCGAUGCCGCAGCGCCCUCUGCUGUGGAUACACAGCGGACCAGCACCUGA